Messenger RNA from Perkinsus marinus ATCC 50983, 2388 nucleotides. RefSeq names its product Creatine kinase, flagellar, putative. Gene Ontology annotation, biological process: phosphocreatine biosynthetic process. Bases 1 to 2388 code for a protein of 795 amino acids. Gene Ontology annotation, molecular function: creatine kinase activity. The transcript has 10 exons. NCBI's taxonomy places the organism in Eukaryota, Perkinsozoa, Perkinsida, Perkinsidae. The record is from RefSeq and is a predicted model, not a curated record.
AUGCCUCCUCAUCUCAUUGAUACUCCGAGGCGGUACCCUCCUCACUAUUUCCACAAGCAAUUCAUAACUGCUGAUGAAUGGAUCCAACAGGGCGUUGGCAACUACGAAUACUAUUGCCCCGAGAAGGGCGCGACAUUCCCUCCGUACAAGUGGCUUGGUCGCCUACCUGACCUCCGAGAUCACAACACGUAUACCGCGGAAAUCCUACGACGCUAUCCGGAGUUGUACGAUCAGCUCAAGCGUCGUGUCACAGAAAAUGGCGUCGGUUUAGGAAAGUGCAUCAAAACUGGCAUAGACAACAUUUCUGCUCAAAUUGGCAAGCAGGUCGGCAUUGUGGCGGCUGACGUCGAAAGCUACUGGACCUUCGCCGAGCUAUUCGAUGAGGUCAUAUGCAAGCUCCAUGGCUACUCGAAGGACGACAUACAGUCACACGACUUCGACUCCACAAAGUUGACGGACACCCGAAUAGAUCCGCAGGGAAGAUACGUCCUGUCUAGCACUAUGCGCGUGGUGCGUUCAUUGGAGGGGUACAACUUAACACCAAGUCUGUCAUUUGAAGAUCGCAGAGCAGUUGAGCAAGUGAUCUCAGCAGCGCUUGCCGAUCUGGGUGGUGUGUACAAGGGGAACUACUACGGCCUACCUGGCAGCGAAAGCUAUAGUGGUACCGAGCUCGGUCGAGACGAGGAGGCUCGGCUGAAGGAGGAAGGCAUCCUACUGCCUGAGCCUGCCUCUACGAUUGUCCUGUCCUCGGGGAUAGGCCGACAUUGGCCUGAUGGUCGCGGGAUGUUCUAUAACGACACGAGGGACGUCUACGUGUGGGUUAAUAACAGCGAUCACAUGGAGAUCUCUGCGAAAGCUCAAGGAGAUGCCGUGAAGGAGACCUUCGGAAAACUCAUGGGUAUAGUUGGUGAUGUAGAGAAAACACUACGGCGUCAAGGUAGCCGCGGCUUUGCCCACGAUGAGCAUUUUGGGUACCUGUCAACCUGCCCUAGCAAUCUUGGUACGGGUCUCGGGAUCCUACUGGAGAUGCGCUUACCCAAUCUGAUGAAUCGAUCUGAGUUCCGAGAUAUCCUCAGAGUACUCGGGUUGCGAAUGUUCGUCACUGAGGCCGACAGUACUGUGUGCUGCAUUGAAAAUACUCAGAGAGCUGGUCCAACCGAGGUGGAGCUCACGAAUGCCUUCAUAGAGUCGUGUAGAAAAUUGGUGACGUUAGAGAGCUGCCUUGAAAAAGGCUCUAAUGUGGAGGAUGAAAUGAAAACCAUAGGCGUUGCUCAGGCCCCGGAGGAGCUCCCUGAUCUGUCGGGUCAUGAGAGCCUUCUUGCCAAGGUGUUGAUGGAGAAGCCCUCUUUGUAUAAAUACUUGCGGAAUCGAGUCACAAGCAAUGGUGUUACCAUUGCGAAGUGUAUAAAGAGUGGUAUGGAUAAUCCCAGUCAGGCAGAUGGAGGGAAGGUCGGCAUCAUAGCUGGAGAUGAAGAAAGCUACGAAGUCUUCAAAGGGCUAUUUGACACCAUCAUUGAUCGCUGGCACUGUGGCUUCCCACGGCAUGCUAAGCACACCAACGAUCUCGACCCUUAUAAAAUAACCAAGACGCAAAUCGAUCCUACAGGAAAAUACGUUCUUUCUUCCCGUGUGAGCAUCGUGCGAUCGAUCCGAGGGUACAGACUACCGCCGAGCAUAUCCUUCCAAGAACGCCGAGACGUAGAGAGGUUGGCCGUGCAGGCCUUGAAGACCUUCCCCAUACAUCUCCAUGGUUACUACAAACCUCUGCUCGGGAGUCGGAGUUUCUCCACGGAGAAUAAUGGCUCUGAUGAAACUCACAAAAAGGAGGAGGAUAUCGUCCACCCUGAGUCGGGGCCUUUGCUCUCUUCCGGGAUCGGCCGACACUGGCCUGAUGCUCGAGGUGUAUUCCACAAUGAUACAGAUGAUCUCAGAGUUCUGGUUAACGAUGUGGAGCACUUGGAGUUCAUUUCGACCCGGAAAGGGGAUGGUGUCAGAGCAUGCUUCGCCGAGCUUUCGGAAGCCCUCCGCACCUUCGAGGCUUCACUUGCGUCCCAGAAUCGGGAGUUCAUGCACAACGAUCGUCUCGGGUACCUCUCGUCACACCUCGACAACCUCGGCACUGGACUGCACAUCUCAGUAGAGAUGAGGAUCCCCAAUAUGAUCGGCAGACCUGAUUUCGAGCGAAUCAUUCGUAGAAUUGGACUCAAAGCCGCCGGGAACACGCAAGGCGAUAAGUUUCAUCACACUUUGUUUGUCGAGAAUCUCGACGUCUUGGGACGUAGUGAAGUCCAAAUAGCUGAUACCGUUAUAGAAGGUUGCGCCAGGCUGGUCGAGUGGGAGCAAGCGCUGGAGAAGGGUCGAGACAUCACGUCUGAGCUACCAAGAUGA